UUGUGAUUUGGCGCUAUAGAAAUAAAACUGAAUUGAACUGAAUUAAAACUGAAAAAGGUACGACCACUGAACCAGUAAUGAAAGUGAAGACACAACAGGUAUAGUAUAACACAAGAUCCAACUCUUCUUCUGUGGUCUUUCACUUGAAUUGUAGUAUGUUUCAUAUGUAAAAUAAAGCAAACCCAACCCCUCUCACUGGGAACCAAAAUCUGUCCUUUGCAGAUGGAGCUAUAAGUGGCCAUAUUAGGGCAGAAAUACAGAGUCCAGUAACAGGGGCAAUAGGGGUUCGCAGCCCCCUCCCACACACACACACACACACACACACACACACACACACGGUGUAUAUAGUUGGAUGUCGUUCCUUCCUUGACUAUGGUACUGAGGCAGUUUCAGCAGCCACAGCAGACCAGCCUGCCGGACUAGCUGCCGGGAAACAAGCGUCUCCUCCAGCACUGCAGACAGUCACAGACUGGUCGUCAUCGUCUGUUUUCACUCCGGAGACUGCGGAUUUUAAUCCUGAUCUUUACCAGAGGAUGCCUGGAGUGCGCACCGCCUGCCUGAGAUAAACAAAUCUACAGACAUUAAGUCUGCUGUUAUUUGCUGGAAGAUAAAAAUCAACUAUCCGUGAACCAGUCCAGCUGUCCUCUCUGCCCUCCCUCCGGUUUAACUGCGCCGGUUAGACUUGGGAAGAGCAACAGCCUCCACCGGCGCAUCAGUGAGGUAAAAAAGCCCUACAUCAAGCUGCAGCCAUGGAUGAAAUGGACCUGCCCCAGAUGAAGAAGGAGGUGGAGAGCCUCAAAUACCAGCUGGCCUUCAAACGAGAGAAAUCCUCCAAAACUGUGACUGAUUUGGUAAAGUGGAUAGAGGAUGGUGUCCCAGAGGAUCCUUUCCUGAAUCCAGAGCUGAUGAAGAACAACCCGUGGGUGGAAAAAGGAAAGUGCAUCCUUCUCUAAAAGAAACUGCCCAACCUUUCAACUUCAACUGUGCUGUCCAACACACGCCUACAGAUGACCCCUGAACCCGACCCUCCCCAGGCCUGUGAAGACCAUGGCAGCACAGCACCUCCUGACCUCUCACCUUGAAUGUACAAGAGCUGAUAUCUCCCUACCACCCCGAAAACAUCCCCCUGUCCCAACAAGGGCACAGAAACGUGCACAUGACAGAGACACAGGCACACACUAUCACUGGAAACUUUAAGUUUCUCCCUGACUGCCGCCUACUCACUGCAAGUUUAUUCCUGCCACGGCAACGCAUUAUUACUAUGAUAUGACAACAAUGAUCAAUACUCCUACUACAUGUCUUUAUAUGGAUAUAUGACAACUUAUUUAUGCAGCUGCCAGUCCCAAGCUUUCUCUCCUCUUUUAUGAUCACUACUCUUCUUUGAGGGCACUGAAGUUCUUUUAUUCUUGUUGUUUUGAUGUAAUAAACUGUGUAGUCACAAUUUUGCUGCCAAACUGGAGAUCUGCUGAGUGAGUUUUCAGAUUUAAAUCACCUGCUCUUACAAAUGGAUGACAUUACAAAAGAUAAACAAAAUUAAACAGUAGACAAUUUAGCAAUGUGCUUACUGAGAGUUUCAAAGUUCAAAUCCCACUUUGUUUGUCACCUUGGGAAGUGAGCGUACUUGUUGGUUUCGGAAAGUUUGACACACCCUAUUCCCAAGGCAGCAAGGUGUGGGGAAGGGAGUUUCAGAUGUUGUUCAACAAUGUUAAAGCCACUUCCUUUGAGGCAUACUGACACCUUAAGAGAAUACCUGAAAUCUUCAAGAAAUAUUUCAUAAUAAUUGAUGUCACUGGUAGAAGAUCUAUAAUACAUUUGCAUAUUUAAAAAUAUUGGUACAGAAAAUCCCUGGAGCAACAAUAUUUUUCUCAGUAACUGCAUGACCUGUAUUAAGAGUAUGCAAAUUGUUAUUUUAUAUCAGCAUUUUAACCUGAUUAGCAUCCCAUUUCACCUCAUUAUUAAACUAAAGACAAACAAAAGAAGAAAAUACUUUGAAGAACCCAUGAAAAGUUCACCAUGACCUUUCAAAAUUAUUUUCCCAUGCAGUUUUCAUUGUUUUGAUUUUGCACAAGGUGUAAAGCAUGGUUGUCACCUUUACAUUCUGAAGACAAGCUCUGCACCCACUGUCAUUUUGCGUCAGCGUUGAGAGUGUCAUAGCAGCUCUGUUUCUGUUGUCAGAGGAGAAGCUCUGGGUUCCUUCACCUCCUUAACUCUAGACCCUGAGGACAACACACACAUGCAUACAUACUAAACUUGCAAGCUUACCAUGCACACACAGUCUCUCUCCACAUACAGUAUGUACAUACAGACCCCUUUAACUUAUUGUAUAAAUGACCAAGACAGGUUUAUUUAUUUAUUUAUUUAUUAACAAGACCGUUCUCUCACCUAUAGUUUUUGUUCCCUGUGUCUACACUCCCUUAUUGUCAAACAAAUAAAAAAAAGACCAAAAAACACAACUACACCUUGCCAGAUCACCAUCUACAACAGCCUUGUACACAGUUUCCUUAAUACAAGAAUGUAAAUAUGUGGCAUGAGAUUUGAAGAUCGCUACUGACCUCAUAACUGGCCUAUGUGUGCGUGCAUGUAACUGUGUGCAUAUUUUUGUUUUAAGCAUGCAUAAAUUUGGACAUCAGGCUCCCAUGGGGAUUAUAAAGCACACAUAUAUGCAGCUGCAUCUCACACACACAGGCAAGCCUGAGGCCGUGCAGAUCCACAAAACACACACACCCUGCUUAGUGAGAAUGUGUACGAGGGGAGGAGAGGCAAGGAAGUAGGAUUCUUUAAAUGUCUUGGGGCAGGGAAGCCUCACAUAAUCGUUGUACUGUAAUGAGUCUCAUAAUAUGCAUUUUUUCCAAAAUGACCCAAUUCCCAAAAAGAUACUCAGUGCUUGGAAGACUUUGGUCUUUUUAUGUGUAACAACAAAUAUGUAAAGCUGCAUUACCUAACUUCCUCCUCUAAAUUAUGCCCAUUAAGGAUGAAAUGAGAGUCAAAAUCUCCCUCCACUCCUCUUUGCCCCUCCUGCCCUGACUCUGAAAAUACUUCAUAUGUGGCUUUCAUAUGAAAUACUUCAUAUGAAAGCCGGAGACAGUUGUGGUAGUCAUGUAGCACAGCAGUAAUAACCAGCUCCAGAACUAAUGUUUAUGAAACAUAGAGCCCAUAGUGCCAGUGGUUUUCCCUGGCAUGGCAGCAACACAAGGUCAAAUAAAGAGGUUUGCAUUUUAGCAAUAUGAAUACGUACGUCUGACGUUAUUUGUAGCGGAUGUAUCUGCAGUAACACAAGCAAACUAUACAGCGUAAUGUUGUUUCCUAGUAAUAUUGAUACAGUACUAAUAUUCUGGCCACUAUUGCAUUGCAUUCAGUGUUACAUAUUUGACACACAUAAUGUUAUAAGGUAACUGUGAGUUGUAUGUUAAAUGAGAAAUUUCAUGUUACGCUUUGAUAGUCGAACAAACUCCCCACUUUUCUAGUUGUGUUGAUGGUGUAAAUUUGAACAACUUCUCACUAAAAUGUUACAUGGACUGCAGUGUUAUGUCUGACAUAAAGUGGACCCACAUCGGGCAAAAAUUUGUAAACUGAGCAAAAUUACUUGAUUUGCUAAUCCAGGAAAAUGUGCUGCUUUCUACUAAUUGGACAACAAAACCAUAGUGUUGCAGUCAGUUGGAAUGGCUGCAAAUUACAUCCAGAAUCAUUCAGUACAAAGGUACAAAACAGAAAGGCUAAUGUUAGCUUGCUAAUGAUGCUGACAUAUACACAUUAGCCAGUUAUGUGCCCAGAAGAAAGAAAGCCUUAUCUGCUUCAAAUUUUAGCUCUUUGGAUGCUCUCCAUCUCCAACAUG
Monopterus albus (swamp eel) is the source of this 3832-nucleotide messenger RNA. It is a transcript of the gene gng13b, whose product is annotated as guanine nucleotide binding protein (G protein), gamma 13b. NCBI's taxonomy places the organism in Eukaryota, Metazoa, Chordata, Actinopteri, Synbranchiformes, Synbranchidae. Gene Ontology annotation, cellular component: heterotrimeric G-protein complex. Gene Ontology annotation, molecular function: G-protein beta-subunit binding. The record is from RefSeq and is a predicted model, not a curated record. Gene Ontology annotation, biological process: sensory perception of taste; phospholipase C-activating G protein-coupled receptor signaling pathway. The transcript has 4 exons. The coding region runs from base 750 to 953 and encodes 67 amino acids.